AUGCCGAUGAGAGUGCAACUUGUACAGCAGCUACGGUGUUUAUCGAAGGAGUUGUUGACACAGCUCCCUCAAUUAGGAGCUGUUUUUAGCUUUCACCUUAUGUCAAGCGACGAAGGUCCAGGGCGUUGCACUCGAUAUUGGCUCUAUGGUGGCGUCUUGGAAGAGCUGCUUUUUCUGGAAUUGUUCGCCGAAGUUGCCAUACUGGUCGGCGGAUAA
Plasmopara halstedii is the source of this 216-nucleotide messenger RNA. RefSeq lists its product as uncharacterized. Bases 1 to 216 code for a protein of 71 amino acids. NCBI's taxonomy places the organism in Eukaryota, Oomycota, Peronosporomycetes, Peronosporales, Peronosporaceae. The record is from RefSeq and is a predicted model, not a curated record. The transcript is spliced from 2 exons.